UUAUGGCUGACUAUGCAGAAACGGUACGCUGGCUCAGUGGGCAGGAGUAUGCUCGGAAUCAUCAACUAAACCAAUCCACUCCAUCAGCUCGUCAGUUGCGCACUGGCCUCAACGGUAGACCUCUCUUUAGUUGGGAUCUUCCUGAUAAUCCUGAAACAACUACGGAGACAAAACUACAAUCUCAAGUAACAAACAUUGCCAUCAAAACUACACCUAGUACUCUACGCUCUGAUCAUAUUGGGAUUAAAGAUGGAAAUAAAAAACCUCAUAGAACUGUCUGGUGGCCUUGGAGAAGUUACAAGGAUUGGUCGAGAAGCAGAAAACAGAACGUGAAACAAUUUUUGAAAAAGGAUGAUUCAAAAACAAGCAACCGACACCAACCUGAUUUUAUCACAGAUUUAAGAAGGAAACACGAAAAGACAAAUAAAAACAAAAUUCAUAAAAACAAACAUAAAAGCCAUAUCCAUAAAAAUAGAGUGGAAAUUUCUAAAUAUAAAAUAAGUAAAAGGAAAAGGAAAGAAUACAAACUGGAGAUUUGUACAAAACCUAAACACAUUGGAACAGAUCCUUCCGGUCACAAAAAAUCCGUCCGGCUGAAGCAAACAAGCGCCAAAGAGUUUUUAAACGAGAAUGAUAAUGAAAUAAAGAUUAUGAAUUCGAAUAUCUCUAUAAAGGAGUGCAAGGAGGGACAAGAAAGAAAAAUAAAACCCGCCAAUGAUUCUUAUUCACUGAACAUUGGUCAGUUUAGGCAAUCUUUUGCCUUUAUGAAGAAAAAACUACUAUCUCAAGAUUACCUGAGUCAGUUUGUGAAUACAACAUGUGACGCACUUUGUAUCAACUUCCUUGGAUCGAUGAUAUGCAAAUGCCCUCGAGGAUUCCAACUUGACUCUACAAAGAGGACGUGCCUAGAUAUCAACGAAUGCAGUUCCCGCAACGGCCAUGGUCCUUGCCAGAGCGAGUGUACCAACACAAGAGGUAGUUAUCACUGCAGUUGCACCAACUUGACAGGCACAAGACUAGCAGACGACAGACACUCAUGUGAGGACAUUGAUGAGUGCAGUGCUACCAACAUACACUGCUCUCAUGGCUGCAUUAACACGGUUGGUACGGCGUUUUGCUUCUGUCCCGACGGAUACAAUUUAGGAGCAGAUUGGCAAACCUGUCAGGACGUUGACGAAUGUGUUGAUUUAGAAAUCAAGAAAUGUCCCGGAGUUUGUAUCAACACUGUAGGAUCGUAUAUGUGUGUGUAACU
Molecule: messenger RNA, 1252 nt
Organism: Macrosteles quadrilineatus (aster leafhopper)
Lineage: Eukaryota; Metazoa; Arthropoda; Insecta; Hemiptera; Cicadellidae
Product: latent-transforming growth factor beta-binding protein 1-like
Exons: 5
Coding region: 3-1250 (415 amino acids)
Molecular function (GO): calcium ion binding
Source: RefSeq, a predicted model, not a curated record